UUAAUGGCGUUUAUGUUAAUUUGUCUUUGUGAUAAAAGCAAGGUUUCUAAGUUCAACAGAGACAAACUGUCCGCGAUAUGCGAGUGACUGGAAGCGGCCGUUAAAACCCCUGAUCGACGUACUUAUCACAACAUUGAUUUGCAAGGUUUGCUGGAAGACGAAGUGUAUGUUCUAAAACUUGAAGUCAAACUGUAAAAUUAAAACCACACAGUCGUGAAGAAUUGCCAUGGAAAAUAAUGUUAACACAUUUCAUCAGUGUGUUGUAUGUGAUGAGAUUUUUCAACAACUUGAUGAUUUAGAAAAACACAAUAAAAUACAUGUUAAAGAAGAGAAAACUGAUGAUGUAGAUGAAUAUUGUCAUGUUAAAGAAGAGAAAACUGAUGAUGUAGAUGGCUAUUUCCAUGUUAAAGCAGAGAAAACUGAUGAUGUAGAUGAAUAUUGUCAUGUUAAAGAAGAGAAAACAGAUGAUGUUGAUGAAUAUUGUCAUGUUAAGAAAGAGAAAACUGAAGAUAUUGAAACCGUUCAUCAGUGCAAUUUAUGUGAUGAAGAAUUUAAAUCGAAUAUUGAUUUAGAGAAACAUUGUAAAAUACACGUUAAAGAAGAGUUGAAAGCUAAUAAUGAUAGUGAUGUAGGCCUACAAUCAGCUGACAGUCAGGGUAGUGAUGUAGGCCUACAUGUACAAUUAGCUGACAGUCAUGGUGUAGCCAAACGUUUUAAAUGUGAUGUUUGUAAUAAAUCAUUUCUUAAUGAUGGAGGCCUACAAAACCACAAAAGAAUUCAUACAGGUGAAAAGCCAUAUAAAUGUGAUGUUUGUGGUAAAUCAUUUUCACAAAGUAGUCAUAUAUACAGGCAUAUGAAAACCCACACAGGCGAGAAGUCUUAUCAUUGUGAUGUUUGUAAUAAAUCGUUUAGUUUUAGCCAAGGUUUGCAAUAUCAUAUGAGAACGCAUACAGGUGAAAAACCAUAUAAAUGCGAUGUUUGUAGUAAAUUAUUUUCAAGUUCUGUUGGUGUACAGCAACACAUGAGAAUUCAUACUGGUGAAACACCAUACAAAUGUGAUAUUUGUAGUAAAUCAUUUAGACAAAGAUGUAGUCUACUGAAACAUGUGAGAACUAAUUGUGGAUCAUUAACACAGAAAAUUAAACUUCAGAAACCGAAAAAAACUCCUACUGUAAAAAAAACUGUUCAAUGUGAUGUUUGUAAUAAAUCAUAUACAGAACGCAGUACUCUACGGAAGCACAUGAGAAUUCAUACGGGUGAGAAGCCAUUUCAAUGUGGUGUUUGUAGUCGAUUAUUCACCGAAAGUGGUCAUCUGCAGAGACACAUGAAAAUCCAUACAGGGGAAAAACCCUAUACAUGUGAUAUUUGUAAUAAAUCAUUUCUCUUACAUUUUAAUCUUCGGAGACAUUUGAGAACUCACACCGGUGAGAAGCCUUUUAAAUGUGAUGUUUGUAGUAAAGUAUAUACUGAACGAGGUAGUCUACGGAAACACAUGAUAGUUCAUAUGGCAGAAACCUCAUAAAUGUGAUGUUUGUAGUAAAGUAUAUACUGAACGAGGUAGUCUACGGAAACACAUGAUAGUUCAUAUGGCAGAAACCUCAUAAAUGUGAUGUUUGUAGUAAAGUAUAUACUGAACGAGGUAGUCUACGGAAACACAUGAUAGUUCAUAUGGCAGAAACCUCAUAAAUGUGAUGUUUGUAGUAAAGUAUAUACUGAACGAGGUAGUCUACGGAAACACAUGAUAGUUCAUAUGGCAGAAACCUCAUAAAUGUGAUGUUUGUAGUAAAGUAUAUACUGAACGAGGUAGUCUACGGAAACACAUGAUAGUUCAUAUGGCAGAAACCUCAUAAAUGUGAUGUUUGUAGUAAAGUAUAUACUGAACGAGGUAGUCUACGGAAACACAUGAUAGUUCAUAUGGCAGAAACCUCAUGAAAUGAAAUGAAAUGAAAUGAAAUGAAAUGAAAUGAAAUGGGGUUUAACGUCCUACUGUUCUGCUCCUAACCUGGGCUAAUGAAGACGGGCAUACACCAUACAGUGUGCUAUGAGGGAAAUUUUGCCCGGACAGCGGCACUAUCGCCUACUCUUAUUUUGAAUUCCAACUGCCAAGGGAUCUUUUACGUGCAUUCCAAUGUAUACACGGACCUCGGUUUUUCGCCUCAUAAAUGUGAUGUUUGUAGUAAAUCAUUUACUGGAAGUACAUGAGAAUUCAUAUUGGAGAGAAACCAUUUGAAUGGGUUGUGUGUAGUCGAUUAUUCACUCUGAGAAUGGUACUGUUCGUACUGGAGAAACACCUUUUCAAUGUAAUGUAUUUUGUAAAUCAAACACAAAACGAUAAUCCAUGUGUAAGAAGCCUAUUGAAUGUGAUGUUUGUAGUAAAUCAUAUACUGAACGAGGUACUUUACGGAAACACAUGAUCAUUCAUAUUUGAGAAAUCUUAUAAAUGUGAUGUUUGUAGUACUCUUAGAAAAUAUACUGGAGAAAUACCUUUUAUAGUUCGAACACUGUCGUUUUCCGUAACGUGUAAAGAUACGAAAUUAGAUUUAAUGAUAUCAAAAUAAGGAAUUAUGAUAUAAAAAUGUUACCAAUUAAGGUCCGGAAAAAAGUGACACAUAAAGUCAGGUCUUAUUUAAAAUGUUGAUUUUGUGCAUUAGAAUGUUUGUUAUAUUUUUAGAAAAAAAUCCUUUAGAAAAACUGUAGUAAGGUCAUUUAGGUGAUAUAUUGUGUAAACGUAAGUCGUAUCUAAGUGGACUGGCCAAUUUUAUCCGAGUUGAGCGAAGAUCCGAGUUAGUCGAAGACCGAAAUUCAAUCUUAGCCCGAUUAAAAAUAAACUACAAGAACCGGAUAAUAAUUGAUUCAAAGGCACGUUUCAAGCUUUUGUUCGUGUGUGAGAGUAGAUAACUUCUAUUUUGUUGCCAUCUUUGAAAAAUGUCCCAAAUUUUCCCGGAAAGUGUCUUAUACAGCAGACAGCGAGUUUCGAAUUUUCCCGGCUGAUUUGAGUCAAAAUGAUAGGGGAAAGUGUUUUGGGGGGUCUGUGCAGGGCUUGCCACGAGCAAAUUGGAGGUGAGUAGAUGACUACUCACGCAAAUAUAGACUUGCGCGAGUGAGGCGAGUACAUGUAUUUACUCACGCAGAAUGAUGUGCGUGAGUAGCCAUUUCCCUUUGCCAUCGUUGGCGUGCUGAGGGGAUUCGGGUAAAGCUUAGAAAGGUAAAAGAACAGGCACAACAAUUUCAAUCCCAUCAAUUUGCAGAAAAGAUGCGGGAUCGAAAGAAUUGCUAUAGAAACAACAUCCGCUCAAUUUUUUAUUAUCCAGACACGGCAAAGGACAUCCGCUUAAAAACCGCCUGGCAGUACGCGUCUCAAAGUAUUUUAGUAACAACAGGUUACUUGUCAAUCCAGGACUAUCUAUUUAAUACAUGUAGGUCCAUGGUGUCGGGAACAUAUCCUUAACAUCAUGCUGGCACUUAAAUAUCCAUUCUCAUAUACUCUCCAAGCAUGUAAAUCUCUUCUUGGACGUUCGUGCAUGUUCGGAUGAAUCCGAAUCCAACUUGUGCGAGGUUUACUGUAUAUUUCAUUUUCAUAUGCUCUCAUUUUCAUGUGGACGUAUAUUGUUGUCGUCCCUGUCCGUUGCAUGUAUGGGAUCGAAACUUCAUGGAUUAUGGCCCCUGAUUGUACGAAAAAUUAAAUUACGCUUUUACAUGUAGCCUGUGGACACUCCAGAGGUCACAAUUUUCAUCCGAUUUUGAUGAAACUUGAAAUGCAUGUUUAUAACCCAAAGAUUUUGGUUCCUUUCGAUAUUCGCGCAUAUCGUAUCAUAUGGACCAUGUUUGUACAAAAAAUUGCGUUUUUAGCUUGUGGUACUUCAAGAGGUCACAAUUAUUAUCUGAUUUAAAAAAAAAAAAUGUUUGAAUAUAUCACUGUUACACCAUAAUGGUGGCUGAGUUUGAAUUUCAUGAACUAAUUUCAUGAACUACUGGACAAAAUGGCAGACCCUCGUACGCAAAUAGGGUAAAUAUAUGGUAUAUCAUGGCUGUGGACCCUCAGAUUUUGAUGAAACUUGCAAUACAUGUUUAUAAUCCAAAGAUCUUGGUUCCUUUUUAUAUUUGCGUAUAUCGGACCAUAACUUCCUGGAUUAUGGCCCCUGAUCACGUUUUUAGCUUGAGGACCCUCUGGAGUUCACAAUUUUUAUCCAAUUUUAGAAAGCGUUUAAAUGUAUCACUGUUACACCCUAAUGACGGUCGCGAAAAUCGAACCAAAACUGCCUGACAAAAUGGUUGCUCCUUGUACACAAAUAGUGU
Molecule: messenger RNA, 4296 nt
Organism: Patella vulgata (common limpet)
Lineage: Eukaryota; Metazoa; Mollusca; Gastropoda; Patellidae
Product: zinc finger protein OZF
Exons: 2
Coding region: 227-1522 (431 amino acids)
Source: RefSeq, a predicted model, not a curated record